AAGAGUACUGCUGGCCGCGUACCGGAAGCUGUGCCUGUUGUUGACAGUUCGAUUCUGUUCCUGAAUGAUUUUUUCCACUUCGGCGGCUUUUUCCUCACGUACACCAUGAAGAAAUUUUUGGAAGACAUUAAAAAGGAUAUCAAGUUCAAAUCGGCCGGUCCUGGAAAGAAGUUAAACGAGGAGAGCAGCAGCUCAAAAGAACCUGCCAAAGAGCCAGCUGCCCCUGCAAAGCCAAGAUAUGCCCCCAGUGAAGGAUCUCAGAUGGCUGGUGCUGCGGCCCUAGCAAGAAUCCAGCACCAACAAAAACCACGGCCGCUGUCAUCUCAAGAUGCAAUUCGCAAUCAAGUAAAGAAGGAGUUGAUGGCUGAAGCAGCAGCAGCAGCGUCCACUACCUCUGUGCAUAAAGAUGACUCCAAAACAGAUCCUAAAGAAGACGCCACAUUAUUCUCCGUGUCUGGUGUUUACUUCAUCUGUCCACUUACGGGAACCACACUGAAAAAAAAUGAAAGAGAAAAUCAUAUCAAGGAAGCAAUUCUCAUGAAAUUUGCAGAUGAUCCACUGGAAGCCUCUAUCAUGAUGGUCCAUACGUUCAACAAGGACAGAGAGAAAGUCAGUGCAGCCAUUGAAGUCAUAGGCAAGUACAUCGACAAUAUAUGCAACAACCCUACUGAAGAGAAAUACAGAAAAAUAAAGCUGAGUAAUAAAAUAUUUCAGGAAAAGAUCCAUCCUUUAGAGGGCACACAGGAAUUUCUUCAGGCAGUUGGUUUUGAAAAGAAGAGCUUGGAGGUUUCUGGUCAAGAAAACAUGGAGGAAUUUUACGUAAUAAGUGAGGAAGCCCUUGUGCAAGUGGAACACCUGAAGGAGUGCAAAACAAAGCUGAUGUCUGCAGAACCAGUGAGGGCCAAGCUGGAUCGACAGCCCCGCGUCUUCAAGCCUUCACCACAGGCCUCUCGCUUUGAGCUGCCAGCUGAUUUCUAUAACCUAACAGCUGAAGAGCUAAAGAAGGAGCAGCAGAUGAGGAGUGAAGCCGUGGAGCGAAAUUCAAUGCUGCGCACCAAAGCCAUGAGGGAACGGGACGAGCAAAGGGAAAUGAGGAAAUAUAACUAUACACUAGUGCGGGUCCGCCUGCCCGAUGGAAACCUACUACAAGGGACCUUCUACGCCAGAGAAAAAGUUUCCGACGUGUAUGAAUUUGUCCGCAGUCACCUCCUGAACAGCUGGCAGCCCUUUGAGCUCCGGGCCCCUGCUGGACAGAAACUGAACGAGUCCACAGCCCUAAACGAGUGCGGCCUGGUACCGGCGGCUCUUCUGACAUUUGUCUGGGAUGCAGCAAUCCAGGCUGACAUUGAGGCAGCGUGUGCACAGAGUCAAGACAUCCUCACCUCUACCCUCAUGUCCAGCAUUGAAACUCUGACAUGAAGGCAAACGUCCCGGUCUUCUCUCAUUGUACUGAUCUAACAGUCAGGAAGAGUCAAGUCAGGGGGGAAAAAAAAAUAACAAUGCUGCUAGAUUGAAAAGAGCGAAAGAAAACGAGGGGCUGUAGCACCUUAUUACUUUAACAAAGUGAGCUGAGUAAGUAACCAGUUUAAAUUGUAAAAGGCUCCCCUGAAAACCAGCAGAUGACAAAUUCACACCCUGUAAUAACAAUCAAGCUGACGAUUUCACAACUCUUUACUACUCCAUUUAAAAUUGUAACUGGUUAAAGAGAGCAGGUCCCCCUCUCUGCCUUGUGCAAUACUACUUUACAAAAGUGUUUGAUGUUUAGGGAACGCACACUCCCUUUAAAAGAUGGCUUGGUCCUUACGAUAAGUUUAACUUUUCUGAAGAUUUUGAUCAGACAGAAUUUUUUUUUUGGCCAAGCUGUAGCUUUUAAUAAUUUGUAUUCAUUUGUAUGCAGAUGAUAUCAGGGUUUUGGCUCUGGUGCAACGUAUCACACUAUAGGCUGUUUGGAGAUUCCACUGCACUGCCAAUGGGAACCUGAAAUUCAAUAUGGCUGUCUGACACUCGGUAACCAUCACGUCCUCACUAUGAGAACAAUUCAAUUAUGGCUCUAUCUACACGAACAAGCACAAAGGUGCAUAAUCCUAUAGGAAUGAAGUGUUACAAUUAGUGGAAGUAAAAUGAACGAGAACUUACUUUCCAAUGCAAUACCACAUGAGCAGACUGGCAAUUGUGUGCCCGGGCUCCUCGACUGUGGCAGAAUCACUGGGUGUCAGUAAAGUGGCGUGCAGAGCCGCCUGCCCAUGAGCUCCAAGCCCUUAAUAAACGGAAGAGGCUCUCCCAGUGACAGCUGCACGCUUAACAUUUUGUGCACGUCUGCCUGUGUGCGUGUGUGUUUUAGUUACAGGUGCAUCUCAAUCAAUUAGGAGAGCAACGAAAAGUUAAUUUAUUUCAGUAAUUCAAUUCAAAAGGUGAAACUCCGAUUCUAUAGAUGCAUUAACACACAGUGAUACAUUUCAAGUGUUCAUUUCUUUUCAUUUUGCUGAUUAUGGCCUACAGAAAUUAGAAUAUUGUGAAGAGGGUCACUAGUGUAGACUCGUGGUGUCCCACUCCACUCGGCUAAUGAACCCAAAACUCCUGCAGAGGGGUCCUGAGCCUUGAAAUGGUCUCUCAGUCUGGUUCAGUAGGCCACACACUCGCACUGCUGACUUGACACUUGUCCAGAAGACGGUCAUUGACAAGAAGGGGAUGACACAGACGGUCAUUGCUAAAGAAGCUGGCUGGUCACAGAGUGCCAUAUCCAAGCAGAUUAAAGGAAAGUUGAGUGGAAGGAAUAAAUGUGACAGCAGAAAAAGGGGCACAAGAAACAGGGAUGAGCGCAGUCUUGAGAGGAAUUUCAGGAAUUUGGGGGGGAUACAUAAGGAGUGGACUGCGGCUGGAGUCAGUGCUUCAAGAGCCGCCACACACAGGCGUAUUGGGGAUGUGGGCUACAACUGUCACGUUCCUUGUGUCAAGCCACUCCUGACGCAGAGACAACGUCAGAAGCGUCUUACCUGGGCUAAGAAGAAAACGGACUGGACUGUUGCUCAGGGGUCCAAAGUCCUCUUUUUGGAUGAAAGUCAAUUUUGCAUUUCAUUAGGAUAAUCGCGGUCCCAGGGUCUGGAGGAAGAGUGAAGAGGCACAGAGUCCAAGUUGCUUGAGGUCCGGUGUGAAGUUUCCACAGUCAGUGAUGAUUUGGGGUGCCAUGCCAUCUGCUGGU
Polypterus senegalus (gray bichir) is the source of this 3199-nucleotide messenger RNA. It is a transcript of the gene ubxn6, whose product is annotated as UBX domain protein 6. Gene Ontology annotation, cellular component: cytoplasm. The transcript is spliced from 11 exons. The record is from RefSeq and is a predicted model, not a curated record. The coding region runs from base 106 to 1419 and encodes 437 amino acids. Gene Ontology annotation, molecular function: protein binding. NCBI's taxonomy places the organism in Eukaryota, Metazoa, Chordata, Cladistia, Polypteriformes, Polypteridae.